AAACUUAAGUUUAACAUGAAACAGAAGAUCGGAGCCUAAAUUUUUCAAAUUGCUCACAUUUUUACAAUAUUAUAAGGGAUUUUGGUAAUAUAAUUGAGGAUGAUGACUCGACGAUUAUGAUGAAGAAACAUGACCGUUUUAGUUAUUUGGUUAUACUUCCACUGGCAGAAAAAUGUCUGUUUAACUGUGACCUGCUUAUUCUUGGUUUAAGCUAGAGUUCAAACCAUAAUUUAGAUUCUAGUUUAGUCUUCAGUUAUACCUUAGGUUGUGAAAUUGGCUCUAAGGGCCUACCUUCACUAUCCGGUGGCAUUUGACGCUCUGUUUUUUAUUUUUGAUAAUCUCAUGGAAUAAAUCAGUUUUGGCUGGGUAUUAAGAAUAUUACACUGAACAUUUGUCGUGUCAUUGUCACUAGUGUCUACUGUCAAAGAUUUCAUAUGAUAAUAUGAAACUCAACAAAUAAACAAAACAAAUUUAAUUAAAGUUUUCAUAAUGGUUUACAUCCAUUUUCCAGCAAAUUUUACAGAAGAGGAAUUAAUGCUACAGACAAAGUACCAAAAAUUAAAGAAAAAGAAAAAGGCACUGCAAGCUCUAAAAGCACCCAAACCAGAACCUGAGAAGCCCAUAAUACCGAAAAGACCUGCCGAAGCAAGGGAUGCUAGAGAAGUAGCCAAGAAACUCAUAAAAUCCGGGGUGAUACAAGCAAUAUCAAAACAACAAAAACAGCCAGAACAAGGUUUCAAACGGCCGAGGGGUCUAGAAAGAAAACUCAUUUCAGAUAAGACUGUAAGUGGUUAUCAGCCAUUCUCGGCUAUUCAAAUGGAAGAAGGUCCAGAUAAUCCUGAAAAUAAGCCACCCAGAAUCAAAAAUCUCUAUGACACAUUUGCAAAUGCAAGGGAUAGAGAAGAAAGGGGCCUUACUGACAAGCAACAGGUGAAACCUGACAAACCCAGACAGGGUAAUACUAUAUAUGUUUCUGGAUAUAAGAUUAAUGAAGAAUUUUUAAAGAAACAUUUUUCCACAAUGGGUAAUAUCAUAAAUAUUUCGAUGGAGAUUGAAAAAAAUCGUGGAUUUAUUACUUUCGAUAAAACAGAUGCUGCAGAUAGAGCUAUUUCUGAGAUGGAUGGUAGUAUGGUCUCUGGAAUACCUUUAAAGGUUUCUUUGGCUAGGAGGCAACCUCAAAUUGAACCAAUUAAUGAUGCUACUUCUUCAGCAGCAUGGGCAACUCUUGCUUCUAGUCAUUCACAAAAAGGCAACCAUAGAGACAAAAGAGCUUUAGUAACAUAUGAUGAUAUAUUUGAUUAGGUGUAUUAAAAUUUAUAUAAAAAUUUUAUUGUAGGAAAUGGAGUCUAUUUAAAAAUAAUUUUAGUUAAAAAAAAGAUAAUCAAUAUCUUGAUAUGAAGUUAUACCCUACAUUUUAUUAUCUUAUAUAUCAUUAUUUCAUUUUAUUUUUUAAUUAAUAUAUUUUGUAUGAACAUUUGUUUUUUUUUCAAUGCUUUAACUAACUGGAUCUAAUAAUUUAUGGUUAAUGAAAGUGACUGUUUACAAUAAAUACCAAAACUAUUGAAUGGAUUUACAAAAUAUCAAAAAAAAUGGCUCUAAUUUUUCUAUCCAAAUCCUGAAAUCAUUGUAAGAGUGUAACACAUUUUGCCAAAAGUGUAAAUAUGAAUUUUGUGCCAUACUUUAAGAAAAGUGAAUAAUUAUUCAGCAUUUUAAUGUUAAAGAUAAAACUAUGUGGCAUGAAGCCUUUAUAUUUUCAAAUAAAAUACAUUCUGAGAAAA
Diorhabda carinulata is the source of this 1778-nucleotide messenger RNA. It is a transcript of the gene Nelf-E, whose product is annotated as negative elongation factor E. The record is from RefSeq and is a predicted model, not a curated record. Gene Ontology annotation, molecular function: RNA binding. Gene Ontology annotation, cellular component: NELF complex. Lineage: Eukaryota; Metazoa; Arthropoda; Insecta; Coleoptera; Chrysomelidae. The transcript has 6 exons. Bases 490 to 1302 code for a protein of 270 amino acids. Gene Ontology annotation, biological process: negative regulation of transcription elongation by RNA polymerase II.